AUGAGAGAGCACUUAAAAACAGAAAUUAGUGAAAUAUCUACAAAAAGAUAAGAGACUUAUUCUUUACAACAUAUAGGUUAAUCUAGCAUCUUUCUUGAGGAUUAAAAAAUGUCAUUCAAAUAAUCUUUAUUCCUAAGAAAUAGCUACAAUUAGAUUAGACAUCCUUAUUCUCAAACUAUUAUCUUACCUAAACAUGAUUAUCACAUUUAAAAGGAAGAUAACAAUAUAAUUAUUUCUGGGAAAACAUAUUUAACAAAAGCCAUGGAACAUAGAUAUAUGAAGAUUCCAUGUCAUAAUAUUGUUGGCACUUUACAUUGUUUCAUUUAAUGCACAAGUGAAUUUUAAGUUUUAUUAUCUUAAAUACACCCUUUCCCAACCAAUCAUAAUUGUGAAUAGGUUAUUAAUAACAGAGGAUUUCAUAUGUCAGUAAUUUCAGGUGAAUUUAUUUAUAUUUCUUUUAUCUCAAGAAAAGACUCUGAAGUCACUUUCAAAAUUCAAUCUUAAAUUUAAUACGAACAAAAUUAUAGAAUGAAAACUUUGUAAGACACUCCUACUAAUGAUUUUCUACCUUCUAUGAAUUCUAAGUCUUUUUAAUUCAUUAUUAAUUCUAAUAAAGAAUAAGCAAAAAUUAAAAAAAAUAAAUAUUAUGAUGAAAUUUCAAGAUCUGAAAGAUUUCUCAAAGUAUUAUAAACUAAAAACUUUUAAAAGUAAUCCCAAAAUUAAGCAAUUAUUUAAAAAAAGUUUGAUAUUAAAGCAAAAUAAUUAGCCAACAAAGAAAAAAUCCUAUAAAAAAGACUCAAUUUUGUAUUAAAACAGAAAUUCUUUUUUGAACAUCAAUGGGUUAUAUUAUUAUAUAUAAUUAAAUUAGGAUAAUAGAUAGCUAAUAUCUUUUAUCAUAAAAAGGGAAUUAUUUAAAAAUAUCGAUUGGCUGCUUUUAAGAUAAAAUUAAUAUUGGUUGUAUUAAGAAAAUAAUUAGCUAAAACUAAAGGUUGUAGUUUAAGUUCAAGAAUAACAGUAGAUGCCUUAAUAUCUAUGAAAAUGAGAGCAAAAAUAGUGAGUAAUAUAGUAAGAAUUAAAUAAGGGGAUAUCUUAAUACCUUAUUUUAGAUAGAGAGCAUAAAUAUAUGAUCUAAAAGUAAAGAUGUUAGAAAAAGCAAAUAAAAUAUUAAUCAUAAAAAAAUAUGUGUUAAUUUUUGAAUCAAAUUAUUUGUAAUACAAGAGAGAAAUGAUAGAAAAAUGGGAGAAAACUAAUGACAAAUUAAGGGAAUAAGAAAUUAAAGAAAAAUAACCAGCAUUACGAAACAAAGCAAUUGUCAUGUGGUUUUAAGUAUUAAAAGAUAAGGAUUUUGCUUAGUAGAUGAGAAAUUGUUUUAUAUUUGAAUUAAUGAGAGAUAGAAUAAAGGUUCAUUUAUAGGAUUAAUCAAUAAUUAAGAAAUAUAAAUUUGAUUUGAAAUACUAUAAAUCAAAAUUAAGAGUAUGUAGAGAUUCAAAUGAAGCUAAUUCUUAUAGGUAAGAAAUAGCAUAAAUAACAAAUGAGAUAUAUGCUAUGCAUAUGAAAAGUUAAUUAUUUAUGCAUGUUGAUGUUGAUAAAUAUUUUUAGAAAUUAUUGAAUAAAUAUAUUGUUUUAGUAGAUGAAACUGAAAAUCUACCAGAAGAUAUACAAGUAUAAUAAAAACAAAAAUAAAGAUAAUCUAGGAUAUCAUUGAGGAAAGGUACAAGAAAAUCCAAACUAUGA
Messenger RNA from Paramecium sonneborni, 1734 nucleotides. Lineage: Eukaryota; Ciliophora; Oligohymenophorea; Peniculida; Parameciidae. The record is from the annotation of a GenBank genome assembly.